AUGUCCACCCUACUUUCUAUUUCGAACAAUGCAGACAUUGAGGAAACUAAAUCAACGCUGCUUCUACAACCGGCUAAUAAUGAGUUUCCUUUAGAAGUAACAAACGCUUCUCCAAUAACCUAUCCAAGUACCAAUUCUGAUCGUUUAAAGUUCAUAAAUCCUAAAACUGGUAGAAUCGUAACAGAAUUUCAGUAUAAGGUUUAUGAACUAUGUGCACAGAUUCCUGAAGGUUUUGUAUCAACUUACAAAUUACUAGCAACUGCUCUUAAAUCAUCCCCGCGUGCAGUGGGCGGUGCUUUACGAGCUAAUCCAUUUGCACCUUUACCUAUACCUUGUCACCGUGUUAUCGCCUCUGACUUUUUUAUUGGCGGUUUUGAUGGUGAAUGGUUUAAUCGUCAAAACCAAAACAAUGCUAAGAAACGUAAUUACAAUGAUAGUAUAAUGGAGGAUAAAAUUGGUUGUAAGCUUGAUAGAUUAAAAAAAGAAGGCAUUUUUUUCGAUAAGGAAG
This is a messenger RNA of Dentiscutata erythropus, 508 nucleotides long. The record is from the annotation of a GenBank genome assembly. Lineage: Eukaryota; Fungi; Glomeromycota; Glomeromycetes; Diversisporales; Gigasporaceae.